Messenger RNA from Porites evermanni, 1589 nucleotides. NCBI's taxonomy places the organism in Eukaryota, Metazoa, Cnidaria, Anthozoa, Scleractinia, Poritidae. The record is from the annotation of a GenBank genome assembly.
AUGACUAGAAACACAGCUAAUCCCAGAAAAGUCUUUAAACGAAAGCAACGAGCAACAGAAAAUAACAACGAACUUGGAUCAAUCACUCUUCAGUACAACGGCAAACAUUAUGUUGUUGAGCUUCCCAACAACGCAGAUGCCUCCCUCAUCCGCCAGAUAAUCAAGGGUAAAACAGGCGUGGAAGGUGCAUUUUAUAUGCACUUCGGAGACCAGUUAACUAACUAUUUAUACUGUUCAAGUAUUACCAGGGGAAAUUUAGCUAAACUAGCAGGAGGAUAUGGUAAGUUUUGGAAAAAAUCAAUUCGAUUUGUGACUUAAAGAAUUCAAUUCGCAGUUUUGUAUGUAUUGUUUGGAAACAGAAUAUCGCAGUAAAAGUGUAAAAGAAAUAAUUGAUUGGCCCUGAUACGUAUACAAAAACAAAUUUUACCUCUAAAAACAUACUUAGACGCCCGAGAUCAAGUUGUCACGCGACCCACCACCAUAACUAGUGAACACCUGACUCUAUUAUUGUCUGUUAAAAAUUCAUUGUAAUUAUGUUAGAUUUAUUUUUCUUUAAUUGGAACUGCAAUUUUUAGGUAUUGUAAUUGCCACCAUUUUACGAGUUAGUUAGUUUUUGUUCUUUUUUUGUUUACGUAAAUUUCUGUUACAGCUCCUUUUUGGGGGGCGGAGCUGGCGGAGGGGGGAAGGCGAUGUCGCAACUGUUUUGUAAAUGCGAUCCAUUAUGACUCUUGAUGCGACUUUAACCGAAAAUCACGUUUUUCUUUAUUAGGUAUUCCAACAAAAGCUGACUUGAUUUCAAUAUGCUGAGAGAUGGCAGAAAACAGAUCAAGGAAGAACGUAAAGAGAACUUUACCAGAGGGUUUCGUAACCAGUACGGUGAAAAAGUUCGCCUGACUUCUGUACAAAGAUAAUCUGAGCUAACACGCAAACGAAAUCGGUGUCAUACAGUUUCUUCGCUCCACUUCACUUAUGAGACUGUGGGAUCAAUUAUCAUAUAUUUAUGAGCUCAAACUAGGCGUUAAGAAAAAAGAAGAACUAAUUAUAUAUCGUGGAAGCAUCUUGUAAAAAAAUUGGUGGGCAGAAGGCCCACACAAACUAGCUUGUAAAGGGGCCUGUAGCUGUGUGACUGCAGUACUCGAAUUGUAUAUAUUUGGACGAAAUGUGCAUAUGUCAUUUGCGGACUUGAGAGGUUCGGAUUGUGAAAUACCAUGAUGAUGUCAGCCGAGGUUGCAGGUUUAGGUCAGCAUUUUGAAGAUAAAUAAUAUGUAUUAUAGUUUUUGAUUCUACGGAAAAGGAAGAAGACAAAUCUGUUCAGUAUAGUAAAACGUCUAAAACUGGCUUCCAUCGCGAAAGCUUUCAUAUGACAAUCACCAUUUCUUACUGGGAAACAAAUACUGGUUGAUGAAGGCGGUGGAAGAAAUUGUUUGAAUUUAGAGGAAAUGUACAGGAAUAACGUAUCAAAUCAUUGCAUUGGUUGUAAGAUAAAAAUAAUAAACUUAUUUCGUGUCUGAAAUAUUGCUUUUUGUCGUUAGUGGUAACCGGUAGCGAAAAACGAGGUCCUUAGACCUUGACCCGAAAACAAAGACCCC